Messenger RNA from Mycosarcoma maydis (corn smut), 837 nucleotides. Its product is annotated as exosome non-catalytic core subunit RRP40. Gene Ontology annotation, molecular function: RNA binding. Gene Ontology annotation, cellular component: cytoplasmic exosome (RNase complex); nuclear exosome (RNase complex). The record is from RefSeq and is a predicted model, not a curated record. The transcript has 2 exons. Bases 1 to 837 code for a protein of 278 amino acids. NCBI's taxonomy places the organism in Eukaryota, Fungi, Basidiomycota, Ustilaginomycetes, Ustilaginales. Gene Ontology annotation, biological process: U4 snRNA 3'-end processing; nuclear polyadenylation-dependent rRNA catabolic process; TRAMP-dependent tRNA surveillance pathway.
AUGACGAUCGUGCUGCCAGGAGACGUCGUACCGGUGGCUUCGAGCUCAGCCAUCAAGCUGGGGCCAGGGAUUUUACCGAGCGUCUCGUCAGCGUCACAGUUAAGCGCGAUUCGAGCCGGCGCGUUAGGCCAGAUCUCGUCGUCCUCCUCGACGCCGACUUGCGAUCGCGAUCGAAAAGACCAUGUCUACUGGGUGGAAACUAAUACAACACGCUACGUGGCAUCUGCCUCGGACAGCGUGAUUGGUCAGAUCACUAACCGGGGUGCCGAAUCUUAUACGGUGUCGCUGUUCGGUGCGCACUCGGCUACGCUGCCAGCGCUCAGCUUUCAAGGCGCGACCAAACGGCAUAAGCCGAAUCUGCGCAUCGGCUCACUCGUCUAUGCACGUGUGGUCUCCGCAGACCGAUUUACAGAACCGGAAUUGACUUGCGUCAACCCAGUCACUGGAAAGAGCGAUGGCUUCGGCCAUCUAAAGACCACCAACGAACGCGGAGAGCGCUCAGGCUGUGCAAUGCUCGUCAGGUGUUCCGUAGGUUUGGCUAAAAGCCUCUUGCGCCCAACUCAUACAUUGCUCAAACAGAUCGCAACGCACUUUGCUUUCGAAGCGGCCGUAGGCGCCAACGGUGCCGUAUGGAUCCGAGCGGAUCAUCCAAAACACGUCAUCGCCGUCUCGAAAGUGUUGCACGCCGCCGACUUGCAUCCAACAUACCUCCAUUCUGAACACGCUGCACACGAUACCACGCACAACGUCGAGGUGGAUGCGCAACACGUGGUCAAACACAGAGCUGCAAAUCUCGACGCCAAGACGGUGCGGUCGUUGGUCAUGGAGUUUGUGUAG